CGGGCGGGCCCGGCGCCGCAGCCAACCCCACUUCCAGCUGUCCCGGCCGCGCGGCCUGACGGCUUCUCUGCGACCUCCGAGCUCCGGGUCCCCGAGGCCAGGAUGCGUCCCGCACUGGCGGUACCGCCGCUGUGGCUGCUGCUCGCGCUCGGCCCAGGUUUUUUAGACUGCUGUUUGGCAUACAAUGUUGGUCUCUCAGGAGCAAAAAUAUUUUCCGGUCCUUCAAGUGAACAGUUUGGCUAUGCAGUGCAGCAGUUCAUAAAUCCAGAAGGAAACUGGAUACUGGUUGGCUCGCCUUGGAGUGGCUUUCCGGAGAACAGAAUGGGGGAUGUGUACAAGUGCCCGGUUGACCUGUCCACCACUACAUGUGAGAAACUAAACCUGCAGACUUCAACCAGCAUCCAGAAUGUGACUGAGGUGAAGACCAACAUGAGCCUCGGCCUGACCCUCACUAGGAACUCGGGGACAGGAGGGUUUCUGGCGUGCGGCCCUCUGUGGGCGCAGCAGUGCGGCAGUCAGUAUUACACAACCGGAGUCUGCUGUGACGUCAGUCCCAAGUUUCAGCACUUGGCCAGCUUUGUACCUGCCCUUCAGAGCUGCCCAUCCUACGUAGAUGUUGUGGUUGUGUGUGAUGAAUCAAACAGCAUUUACCCCUGGGAUGCAGUCAAGAACUUUUUGGAAAAAUUUGUACAAGGUCUGGAUAUAGGCCCCCAGAAGACACAGGUUGCCUUGAUCCAAUAUGGCAAUGAACCAAGAGUUGUAUAUAACCUGAAUACUUUUAAAACCAAAGAGGAAAUGAUUCGAGCAACGUCUCAGACGUUCCAAUCUGGUGGGGACCUCACAAAUACUUUCAAAGCAAUUCAAUAUGCAAGGACUUUUGCUUAUUCGGCAGCUUCUGGAGGCCGGCCGGGUGCUACCAAAGUGAUGGUGGUUGUGACCGACGGGGAGUCACACGAUGGCUCCAAGCUGCAGUCUGUGAUUGAGCAGUGCAACAGCGACAACAUCCUGAGGUUUGGCAUAGCAGUUCUUGGGUACUUAAACCGAAAUGCCCUUGAUACUAAAAAUUUAAUAAAAGAAAUCAAAGCAAUUGCUAGUCUUCCCACAGACAGAUUCUUUUUCAACGUAGCUGAUGAAGUGGCUCUCCUAGAAAAGGCGGGAACAUUAGGAGAACGCAUUUUCAGCAUUGAAGGUACUGUUCAAGGAGGAGAACACAUCCAGCUGGAAAUGUCCCAAGUAGGAUUCAGCGCGGAUUACUCUCCUCACAAUGACAUUCUGAUGUUGGGUGCAGUGGGAGCUUUCGACUGGAGCGGGACAGUAGUUCAGGUGACGUCCCACGGAUACUCCAUCUUUCCUAAAGCAGCCUUUGACCAAGUUCUGCAAGACAGAAAUCACAGCUCAUACUUAGGUUACUCUGUGGCUGCGAUUUCUACUGAGAAAAGUGUUCACUUUGUUGCUGGUGCUCCUCGGGCAAAUUACACCGGCCAGAUAAUUCUGUACAGCCUCGAUGAGCGUGGCAACGUCAUGGUCAUUCAAACUCACAGAGGGGAUCAGAUUGGCUCCUAUUUUGGUAGCGUGCUGUGUUCGGUGGAUGUGGAUAGAGACACCAUUACGGAUGUCCUCCUGGUGGGCGCGCCCACGUACAUGAACGACCUCAAGAAAGAGGAGGGGAGAGUGUACCUGUUCACGAUUGCAAAGGGCAUUUUGAAUCAGCACCAAUUUCUCGAAGGCCCUAAGGGGACUGAAAACUCACGCUUUGGCUCUGCAAUCGCAGUUCUUUCGGACAUCAACAUGGAUGGCUAUAAUGAUGUGAUCGUGGGCUCGCCUUUGGAGAAUCACAAUUCCGGAGCUGUGUACAUUUACAACGGGGAUCAGGGCACCAUCCGCACCAAGUACUCCCAGAAAAUCUUGGGCUCCGAUAGAGCCUUCAGGAGUCAGCUCCAGUUCUUCGGGCGAUCCUUAGAUGGCUAUGGAGAUUUAAAUGGGGAUUCCAUCACCGAUGUGUCCAUUGGUGCCUUCGGACAAGUGGUUCAGCUCUGGUCACAGAGUAUUGCUGAUGUGUCUGUGGAAGCUUCCUUCAGUCCAGACAAAAUCAUUUUGCUCAACAAGAAUUCUCAGAUAGCCCUGCAACUCUGCUUCAGGGCGAAGUUCAGACCUACGCGGCAGAACAGCCAAGUGGCCAUUACAUACAACGUCACACUCGAUGCGGACGCACGUUCAUCCAGGGUGACCUCCAGGGGAUUGUUUCAAGAAAAUAAUGAACGAUACCUGCAGAAGAACAUGGUGGUAAAUACAGGAAGCAGGUGUGCUCAGUACACAGUUCAAAUACAGAAACCCUCUGACGUUGUCAACUCUUUGGAGCUGCGUGUGGACAUCAGUCUGGAAAAGCCUGGCACUAGUCCUGCACUGGAAGCCUAUUCCGACACCGUCAAGGUCUUCAGCAUCCCUUUCUACAAAGACUGCGGCGGUGACGGAAUCUGCCUCUCAGACCUGGUGCUGGGCGUCGAGCAGCUGCCAGUUACCCAAAAAGAGUCCUUUAUUGUCAGCAACCAGAAGAAAAGGUUAACAUUUUCCAUAACACUGAAAAACAAAGGGGAAAGCGCCUAUAACACUGCAAUUGUUGCGAAUUUUUCACAAAACUUAUUCUUUGCUUCCUUCUCCAUGCCGGUGGAUGGAACAGAAGUAACGUGCCAGGUUGAUUCCACGCAGAAUUCCGUUGCCUGUGACGUGGGCUAUCCUGCUUUGAAGAGUGAACAACAGGUGACGUUCACUAUUAACUUUGACUUCAAUCUUCAAAACCUUCAGAAUCAGGCGUCUUUCAGCUUCCAAGCUUUCAGUGAAAGUGAGGAAGUAAACAAGGCAGACAAUUCAGUGAGCCUCCAAAUCCCUCUCCUGUAUGAUGCUGAAAUUCACCUGACCAGAUCCACCAACAUAAACUUCUAUGAAGUUUCCUCUGAUGAGAAUCUGCUUUCUGUCGUGCACAAUUUUGAAGAUAUUGGCCCAAAAUUCAUCUUCUCUCUUAAGGUGACCACAGGACUUGUUCCAGUGAGCAUGGCAUCUGUGGACAUCCACAUCCCGCAGUACACCAAAGAGAAGAACCCGCUCCUGUACCUGACUGAUGUACACACGGACCAGGCUGGCGACAUCAGCUGUAAGGCAGCAAUAAACCCGCUGCGACUGGGCCUGACCGCUUCUGCUGUAUCUUUCAAGAGAGAAAACUUCCGGCACAUAAAAGAACUGGACUGUAGAACUGCUUCCUGUAGUGACAUCACCUGCUGGUUCAAAAACCUCGACAUUAAGGGAGAAUACUUCAUUAACGUGACUACCAGGAUUUGGAACCAGACUUUCGCUGCAUCCACAUUCCAGACAGUACAGCUGACGGCAACUGCGGAGAUCAAUACCUAUAACCCUCAAAUCUACGUGAUCGAAGAGAACGCUGUCACGAUUCCUCUUAUGAUAACGAAACCCAACGAGAGAGCUGAGGUUCCGACGGGAGUCGUAGUGGGAAGCGUAAUCGCUGGCAUUCUGCUGCUCUCAGCUCUGGUUUCCGUCUUAUGGAAGCUGGGCUUCUUCAAAAGAAAAUAUGAAAAGAUGAUGAAAAAUCCAGAUGACACGGAUGAAACCGCAGAACUCCAGAGCUGAGGUGCCCGGCGGGCAGAGCCCACUGCACCGCGGAGUGCCAGCACCGGGGUGCGCUGCUGCUGCCGGUGGAUCUUUGCUUUAAGCCCAAGCUUUUCACUACUAAGUAGACGAGCCCGACAUUUGAAGAGAAACAGCUGUCAGUUUGGAGUGAGAAAAUUGUGAGUGAAGAUUAGGGGUAAAAAUGGCAAAAGACUUAUUUUUUACAGAGAAGAAAAAAUAACCCUUGAACUGGCUGGUCCAGAGUUUACAUUGUGUUGGAAACAAAAUAUUUCCUGGUAUGCCAGUCUUAAAAUUGUAAAACUUUCUGAGAUCUUGGGGGUGGGAAAUACUUCCUUUAAAAUGAUUGAUUUAAACAGCAACCCCCCAAAAAUAUAUAUAUAUAUUAUACAUAUUAAUAUAUAACAUAUAAUUAUGAAUGGCAGUUUUAUAAUAUAAACUGUGUAUUAU
Octodon degus (degu) is the source of this 4086-nucleotide messenger RNA. It is a transcript of the gene Itga2, whose product is annotated as integrin subunit alpha 2. Gene Ontology annotation, biological process: cell adhesion mediated by integrin; cell-cell adhesion; integrin-mediated signaling pathway. NCBI's taxonomy places the organism in Eukaryota, Metazoa, Chordata, Mammalia, Rodentia, Octodontidae. The transcript has 30 exons. Gene Ontology annotation, molecular function: integrin binding. Bases 103 to 3639 code for a protein of 1178 amino acids. The record is from RefSeq and is a predicted model, not a curated record. Gene Ontology annotation, cellular component: external side of plasma membrane; integrin complex.